Parascedosporium putredinis is the source of this 903-nucleotide messenger RNA. The record is from the annotation of a GenBank genome assembly. NCBI's taxonomy places the organism in Eukaryota, Fungi, Ascomycota, Sordariomycetes, Microascales, Microascaceae.
AUGGAAAUUGAUGGAGAAACUGGAACAGAACUCCGAGGAGGCCCGGGGCAAGUGGAUCCAGGACAAGUCUUCCAUAACCUACCAGCAAUGGAGUCCGCAUCCGCUGUGUCCAGACCGGAGCCUGAGCCGAGCCCCGAGUCUAGGGAAGAGUCAGCGGCUUCUACUGAACCGAGCACGGGCCCCGUGGAAGAGAGUACGGACUCAACGCCACACCUACUUUCUCAUUCCGAGCCGGAUGCCUUCCCGAGCCUCCACACGUGGCAUACCUACACUCAAAGAAAUCAACCCGAUGAACAAGAGCUCACGGCUCAUAUGCGGAUGGUUGAUAUCGCCGCUGACGGUACGGUAAUAGAUCAAGGAGAAUCAACAUCCCAAGAUGCCCAUGACCUCUUACGCCUACCUCUCUUCCAGGAGCCGGGUUCGUGCCGGGUUGUGAUUGGAAUUCCGGAGCGAGGGGAGCUAGACCGCCAACUCGCUCUGAAUGCCGUGAAUUUACCUGGCGAAAGAGCAAAAGGGCUUGCCGAGUCCGAGUUCCGGAUGGAGCACUUCAAAGCUCGAAGGAACCCAGCUCAUGAUCUGUCGAGGAUGAGAGACCAGUGGAGGAUGGGACAUAUAAUGUGGAGUCCGUUCGGCUUCAAUCUGCCGCUGGGUAGGGUGCCUAUAGAAGCUCUCAAGAGCGCACCGCUUCCGACAAACGCUUUUGACGUCUUCGACCAAUACGAUGAUCUUGGUGGGUGGGGACUGAUAGUCGAUCCACUUCUACUGGAUGACUAUAUAAAGGGAUACAGAUCUUCUGUUGUCUCGUAUAGCAGGCUCAUGGUCGUUCUACUACAAAGCUGGGUCACCGUCCAGACUAUCCCACUCGAGAACAAUCGAUUUAUAUCAGUUCAUCGAUUCGUGUAA